This is a messenger RNA of Colletotrichum costaricense, 1707 nucleotides long. RefSeq lists its product as uncharacterized. The record is from RefSeq and is a predicted model, not a curated record. NCBI's taxonomy places the organism in Eukaryota, Fungi, Ascomycota, Sordariomycetes, Glomerellales, Glomerellaceae. Bases 1 to 1707 code for a protein of 568 amino acids. The transcript is spliced from 2 exons.
AUGGGCGAGAUUUACAGGUGCGUCGAGACGGUACACGUCUGGCUUGGCGACGUCGAUGCCGAUGAAGUCGCGGUGGCAUUUGCCAACAUACGCAUGGUACAUGCGAUCCCAGCGGCGACCGAGCCCUCCAGGAUGGAGAUCAAGCUUGCAGAUCGAGCCGUCUUGCGUUAUGGAGAGCACUGUGUUGAGUACGCACGCUUCCGAGCAGCUUGGUACUUGGUGGAGAGUCACCUGCUAACUCAGGGCAAUCUGGGAUAUUUGCGACAUUUGCUACGGCGUGAUACAACGGAUGACCUCUUGGAACUGCUUUGGGGAUUCCAUACGGCCAAGUGCUCAGACCCACGAGAUAGUCUUGCAGCUUUGCACUGCUUCCUACCCCAGAGCGAACAACAGAUUGAUCUCCAGUAUGGCCAGAUCGGCUGGAAGGAAAUGCAUCGCCGCCUAGCUGAGAGAUAUAUCAAUAAAGGCACUCUUUCGGCGAGUAGGGUCAUUCUGCGCCUUUUCGCGUUUGGCCCGGCUGCUGGGAGGAGCCUAGACGACGCCGAGUGUCCGUCUUGGGUCCCUGAUUGGUCUGGGGUUCGACAGCUGGGAAUGGCGUCGGGCGACUUGCUUGUGGAUUGCCUGGAAUCAAUAGAUCGCGGCGACAAGCCUUGGAUCGACUGCUCCGAUGAGAUGGGCGACUCGAAGACUGAAGGUCCUUAUUCAGAACCCUACUUGAAUGACAACUUAUUUGGCGUGUUCGGAUCCGUCAAGACUGACUCUGCAACGAAAUUUUCCGCUGGGCAGAAGAAACUACGGGUCAGGUGGUCGCCAAUUCGUGAUGGCCUCUAUGGGAGGAGUGCCGGACUGGUCCUGAGGCUACCGCGAGAACUAGUAGUCAAGAAGGAAAAGUUAUGGAAACACGUACUCUCAUGUCUCGAGCCGAUCAAAGACGAACGUCUGACACUUUCAAGUUGGCGCAGGGUCACGACAUUAUUUGCAUUCAUCCUAAGAAGUAAGGACAUUGUGUCAGAGGACAAAGACCACCCGAGCCGUUGGUCUUUCAAAACGCUCACUAGUAAAAUGUACAAAGCACUCUGGACUGGCUUCGUGAACCCAGAGUCCCUUGCCAGGGAGCAGAUACUGCUACUCACCUUAAUUGGUAGUGUCCUUCAAAGGUUCGCUUUGGUUGUGCUUCAUCCUUUGCCGUACAUUUGGUCUAGUACGGGUUGGUACGAUCGUCCUAGCUUGGAACAAGAGUAUGGUUUGGCGCCUCACGACAUGGAUUUUGGCGAUAUUUUCAUCCCGUUUGACGUAAAGAACCCGCAAGAUUCCCCUCGAGACCGUUGGAUAUUCAUGUACUGCGAAGAACCUCUGGUCGAGGUAUCGAUAUGCUUGCGGCCGAUGUCGCCCAAGCUAGUGUACGAGGUUUCAGAUAUAUCCCAAGACAUGCUGUCAUUACCAUGGGACCAGAUUGCAGCCAUGGUCGGCGGCUCUCAGAAAACCUACAGAGAUCGGCCAGACGAUCCAGAGUUUCCCUAUCCUCCGAGCCACGUUCGAACAGCACGAUUCUUGGGGCCUGCCUACUGUGUCACCAGGUCUAGUGAUACCGUUUUUACUGCUCAAGAGUCUAAAUCCAAAUUUGUGCAAGAAUCAAAAGUUUUGAAAGACUAUAGAGACGCUUGCGCGGCAGGUCUCUGCCGCCCAUUAAACAUUGACAUAGUGUAG